AUGCAAUCUCGUCGUUAUCAAAAGGAUCCCAAUAUAAAUUAUUGGAUUCUCUUUACCGGUGUUGAUCCUCGGGCAUUCACUCGUGACUUCCUUAAUUCGAACGAUAAAAAUAUGUACCGUUGCUGGAAUUCCUACGACAUUUCCCAACAUCUCCUUCUCGUUAGGAUGCCGAACUCCGUGGCGCAUGAGAUUGCCCAUGGUACUUUUGAGCGAAAGUUAUUCGAAGCUCUUCUGCCAAUGAGCCUAGAGGACCGUCUUGAAUCUCUCCGUUCUACUCCAUUUCGCGCGCAGAGCGGCGCUGGAAAACAGGCGGAUUCUUCCUUUGCACCGGAUCAACUCCCUCAGGGUCGGACCGAUUAUUGGCCUACACUCGUGGUAGAGACGGGCUUUUCAGAGUCAUCGUCGAAGUUGUUCUCUGAUGUUCGUUGGUGGCUCAACGAGUCCGGGGGAGACGUGAAAAUGGUCUUGACCAUUGAGAUUGACCGCAACAGACCACAAAUUGUGCUAGAGAUAUGGGUUCUCGAGAAUUCGCGGAUGCAGCGCCAACAAGUUGUGACCGUCUACAAAGGAAAUAACAACCACGUCUACCUACAAGGCCAGCCGCUGGUCAUCGACUUCGAGAAGUUAUUUUUGCGUCCAGCAAAUACCCCGAGAGAAACGGACAUUACUCUCGAUGAUCCGGCUUUGAAGAAAAUUGCCACUUCUGUUUGGAAAAAGCAGAAUUUCUAG
Molecule: messenger RNA, 729 nt
Organism: Penicillium alfredii
Lineage: Eukaryota; Fungi; Ascomycota; Eurotiomycetes; Eurotiales; Aspergillaceae
Exons: 1
Coding region: 1-729 (242 amino acids)
Source: RefSeq, a predicted model, not a curated record